AUGCUGCCAACACCCAGAGCACCCGUAAUCGACCCCCAACGGGCCGCCGAGAACAACAGCACCGCGUACCUGAUCGUGAUCAGCAUCUUUUGGGGCCUCGCCUUCGUCACGGCAUGCGUGCGAUUCUACACGCGCGCCGUCGUGGUGCGCUCCUUCGGCAGGGAUGACGUCUUCAUGGUGCUGGCGGUGCUCUGCGCAGUUGCUGGUCUAGCCUCGUGGAUCGUCGAGUGCCGGAGCGGAUUCGGCCGACAUCAGGACACGAUCCCGCGGGCCGAGUUCGUCAGCUUGAUGGAGGCGCAGUUUUACCAGUCCAUCAUCGAGGCCUCGUUCGCGUUUGGCUUCCUCAAGAUCUCCAUCGCCCUGUCGCUGCUGCGCCUGAGCAGGGGGAGUUGGUACAACAGGAUCCUGUGGACCUUGAUAGCAUUCACCUGUUUCUACACCCUCUUCGCCUUCGUCACCAUCUUAACCGUCUGCAGGCCCAUCGCGGGCCAGUGGGACGCUAGUCUCCGACCGAAGUGCUACAGCAGGCUGAUAUACCGGGAUUUCGGGCUGUUUAACGCGGCAUGCAACAUCUUCACCGACGUCGCCUUCGCGACUCUGCCGGUUCCCCUGAUCUGGAGCCUCCAGCUGCAGCGACGCAUUCGCCUGUACCUGAUCGCCAUUCUCAGCGGGGGAUAUUUCAGUGCCGUUGCCUUGGGGAUCGUCAAGGCGAUCUUCAUCAUCGCCUACGUUCGCGAAACAGACGGGACUUUCUUCCCCGGCGCGCCCUUCUUCGGAUCGCUGCAGCUCGACAUCGGCAUCAUCGCCGCCUGCGCGCCGACCCUGCGCCCGCUGCUCGGCCGCGCCCUGCACCUGUCCACCUCGCUCGACCCCUACCGCGGCGCCAACUACUACCGCGCCGGCAAGGCGCUCGACCGGCUGCCCCGCCCUCCCGUGCCGGCGGCCGCGCGGCGCUAUCUCCACGGCCGGCGGGGGGGAGGUCGGGAUGCUGGGGACGUGGAUGUCGAGGGGGAUGCGGAGGCGGAUGCGGAUGGGGUGUUUCAUAUGGAUGUUGGCAAGGGCGGGUGUGUGCGGCUGGUGGGAGGAGGAGGCGGGAAGCAGUGGCGACCGGGAGGAGGAGGAGGAGGAGGCUCGUUCGAGACGGUGAGGUUGGGGUUUGCGGGGGCGGUGGUGCAUGCUGAGUAUGCUGGUCUGGCGAAGGGGGAGGCGAAUGGCGUUGGUGGGGGUGGGAAAGGGGAGGGCAGCCGGAAGGGGAGCGCGAGGACGUUGAGUGGGAGUGGUGGCGAGGGGGCUGUGGUCCGUGGUCCGCCGCAUGUCGCGGGCGGGAUGGGGUUGAAGGGGAUUGUCAAGACUGUUGAGGUUCGGGUUGAGAAGUGAGGCGGCUUGGGCUGGCUGCAGGCGACGAUGAUGAGGCUGCUGAACGUUGGCUGGACGUUGCCUCACUCAUCUUUGCCGUGGACCGCACGGAAAUAUGCGCGAUCCCAAUCUCAACUACCCGCGGCCGUAGGCCGGCUUUUCCCGUCUCAGCGUUUGGAAGUGGCUCGAUGCCGCGGGCAGAAACGCAAGCGCGGGUAGGGAGACCACUACACGAGCGGGAUUUCCUAUGACCGAAUCCCGGCAGGCUAUUAGGAAUAGUCUGCUCUGGAUCGUCCCCGAGGAUGGCGGAUGGUCG
This is a messenger RNA of Thermothielavioides terrestris NRRL 8126, 1672 nucleotides long. RefSeq lists its product as uncharacterized. NCBI's taxonomy places the organism in Eukaryota, Fungi, Ascomycota, Sordariomycetes, Sordariales, Chaetomiaceae. The coding region runs from base 1 to 1377 and encodes 458 amino acids. The transcript has 7 exons. The record is from RefSeq and is a predicted model, not a curated record.